AUUAACAUGUGUAGAGGUCUCUCUGUGUGACUUGUGACUAUCCAGAAGCAAGGACUUUCGUUUCCAAAGCGCGCUAUGCUCUUUCAUCUUCAACUUCGACUUCGACUUCAACACCUAAAAAGUCAAACAUUUGACUACACAAUCAAACCAAAACUUCUUCAAAAUCCCACUUCGAAUCGGACAUAACCAAACUAAGCACCACCAAAAAUGCCCUUCCUUUUCUUCUUUCUCCUCUUAGGCUUAACUUUCAACACCAACCUUAGUUUCACCAUUGCCACCACCACCGCAGACCAUGAAUACCAAAACGACUCCUUCAAAGCUUUUUGUCCCUUAAACAUGGAGGCUAUACAUAAAAUAAUUGUCCAAAGCUCUCAACGGUUAAUGUUCAUAGACAUCUCUAGCGAGUGCAGCUUCAUGCUUCAAGGACUCCGUCUGCUCCGCGCCGUAUAUCUCCGCGCCACCGGCAACUUCUUCCCGCCUCCGAACGCCGCCGAGGCUUGUUGGGACGCGUACAACAGUUUGGUCGACGAGUUCAUUCCCGGUUUCAAAAUCCAGUCAACUUGCAGGUUCGGUACUAGUUUGAUGUCACAACAGUGUUUGAAUAUCACAACCCGGAGUCACUUCGAAACUCUGGUUUCAAAAUCCGAGCUUAAACAGAUAUGGGAUUCCUGUCACCAGUCUUUGCAUGAUAGUUCGAUUUGUGGGUCGUGUGUUGAAAUUUUGUCCAAGGUGCUUGUGACUUACUUUAAUGGCAGUGGUCAUGGGAAUGCAACGGACUGUAUUGGGUAUCCGUUUAUAUACUCAGCGGCUUUUGUAAAUCGUUAUGGACCGACUAAUUUGGACACAGUUAAGUGUUUGUUUUCGCUUGAUUUUGGUCCUGAAAUGGGCAAAUCUAACAGGAAGAGCAAGAAGAGGGUGUUUAGGACUGUGUUUGGAGGUUGUUUAACAGGGUUCUUUGGGGCAAUCGUGGUUUUCUGGAUUCUAUGGAGAAGGCACAGGAAGAGGAAGAGGAACACAAAUAUGGCUAAAGCAGAGAUGGGUUUUGCUCCUAAUACCGAACCCAGCAGUAGAAAUACGACAAUAAUUAAGUUGUCGUUUGAAGAAGUUAAAAGGACUACGAAGAAUUUUUCAAGGGAGAACAUAAUUGGGAGGGGAAGCUAUGGGAAUGUUUUCAAAGGUAUUUUGGAAGAUGGUUCGGAAGUGGCAUUGAAAAGGUUCAAGAAUUGCUCGGCAGCAGAGGACGAAACUUUCUUGCAUGAAGUUGAGGUCAUUGGCAGCAUCAGGCAUGUGAACCUCGUCGCACUAAGAGGUUAUUGCACAGAGACAAUGCCUUUAGAAGGGCACCAAAGGAUUAUCGUGUGUGAAUUGGUGAAGAAUGGGAGCCUCUACGAUCAUCUUUUCGACACCAAAAUGACUAAACUCAGAUGGCCAACUCGCCGCAAGAUAGCUCUUGGAGUAGCUCGUGGCAUAGGAUAUUUGCAUAAUGGGGUUAAGCCUUCAAUAAUCCAUAGGGAUAUCAAAGCUAGUAACAUAGUUAUAGACGAGAACUUUGAGGCCAAACUCACAGAUUUCGGCCUUGCCAAGUUCACCCCAGAGGGAUUUUCCCAUUUGAGCACAAAAGUAGCUGGGACAUUCGGUUAUGUUGCCCCGGAAUACGCUUUAUAUGGUCAGUUAUCAGAGCGAAGUGAUGUGUACAGCUUUGGAGUUGUGCUUCUUCAGCUCUUGAGCGGGAAAAGAGCUGUGAUAGAAGAAGCCGAAGACAACAAUGGAGCUCUGCUUUUGACAGAGUGGGCUUGGUCGCUUGUGAAGCAAGGGAGAGCAUUGGAUGUGGUUGAGGAUGGCAUGACUGAGUUAGGCCCAGUUGAUGAGAUGGAGAAGUAUGUUUUGGUGGCAGUGAUUUCUUGUCAUCCACUUUCGCAGGCUAGGCCGCCGAUGGAUCGAGUUGUGAAGAUGUUGGAGGAGGAUUUUCCUGCUGAGGCGAGCCAUGACCAGCCUCUUCUAGCUGAGCUUGCUUGUGGUUUUGCUGAUACAAUGCAGUUGAUGAGCUAUGGUGGGUGGAGUCCGGAUGAUGACAUUCCAAGCUCAUUUGUUAGUAAAAGUGAUCACCCUAUGCUAGAGCUAGAUCAAGGUAGGAGGAGUAUGCAUUUAUAACACAAUUGAGUUUGCUUUGGCUUAAUCUGUUUUGACAUUAAUAUUACUUCAAUUGAUUCUUUAGUGUUAACUAUAAUAACAAGACCUGUGUUUAGUGUAGGACUUGAAUUUUUUGAGUUGCAACAGAAUAAGAGUUGUAACUUGUAACACCAAUUCUACAUACUUGAUCAUUUGAUAUUUAUGUCAAGAGAAAAGAAAUAAGUUUUCAUAUA
Messenger RNA from Humulus lupulus (European hop), 2363 nucleotides. RefSeq names its product probable LRR receptor-like serine/threonine-protein kinase RKF3. The record is from RefSeq and is a predicted model, not a curated record. The transcript has a single exon. Gene Ontology annotation, biological process: protein phosphorylation. Lineage: Eukaryota; Viridiplantae; Streptophyta; Magnoliopsida; Rosales; Cannabaceae. The coding region runs from base 208 to 2151 and encodes 647 amino acids. Gene Ontology annotation, molecular function: protein kinase activity; ATP binding.